Molecule: messenger RNA, 1017 nt
Organism: Zophobas morio
Lineage: Eukaryota; Metazoa; Arthropoda; Insecta; Coleoptera; Tenebrionidae
Gene: REG
Product: proteasome activator complex subunit 3
Exons: 3
Coding region: 226-981 (251 amino acids)
Biological process (GO): regulation of proteasomal protein catabolic process; regulation of G1/S transition of mitotic cell cycle; positive regulation of endopeptidase activity
Cellular component (GO): proteasome activator complex; nucleoplasm; cytoplasm
Molecular function (GO): endopeptidase activator activity
Source: RefSeq, a predicted model, not a curated record
GUUUUUGCGUUUUUCCUAAAAUUCCGUGUGACUCACUUAGUUUGUGUGUUUUCGUUGUGUUUGAGAGUGACGCAUUAGGCGAUCACGUCCUGGUGUUAUCCCCGUUCUCGUCCUUUCUUUGGUUGGCCAUUACAGUAACAUUUAGGUUAAGUUGUAAAGAGUGAAGAAUUUAAAACUUAUUUCCAAUCUUACUUACCCCAGUAAAAUAUUCCUUACUAUAAUAUUAUGGCAGAUGCUAAAAAAGUGAGUAUGGGAAGCAAUCCAAAAGUACUAGAAUACAAAGACAGUUUGAAAAAAGAGGCCGAAGAGUUACUUCUCAAAGGAUUCCCAGCGACCAUAGUUAAGUUGAACGCCCUUCUAGAAACUCCACAGUUUAAAAACAGACGAUUUGCUGAUGUCCACCAAGACUUGAACAUCCCGAUUCCUGACCCCAUCGUGCUCAACAGCCACACUGACUUACCUCCUGCAAAGAAGGCCAAAUAUGACAAUAGCAUAUCCCAAGAUGGAACGAAGGUGAUGAUCCUGCCAAGCGGGUCAGUGCCGACUAAUAAACAUUUAGUGGAACUCGUUGAAGCCGUUAAACCUCACAUUCGAAAGCUCGUAGAAGAUUCCAACACCAUGAAAAUGUGGAUAUCGUUCAUGAUUCCGAAAAUCGAAGACGGCAACAACUUCGGCGUUUCCAUUCAGGAGGACACGCUGGCCGAGGUGCAGUCGGUGGAGUCGGAAGCGGCGGCCUUUUUUGACCAAAUUUCUCGAUACUUUAUUUCACGGGCUAAAGUAAUUUCGAAAGUUGCUAAGUAUCCUCAUAUAGAAGACUACAGGAGAGCUGUGCAAGAGCUUGACGAAAAGGAAUAUCUCAGUUUGUGGCUGGUAAUGUGUGAAAUAAGAAACCGAUAUUGUGCCCUACAUGAUAUUGUCGUGAAAAAUCUGGACAAAAUCAAGAAGCCACGUUCCACCAAUGCUACAGAAUCUUUGUACUAAAAGCUCCAUAACACAUAAAUAAAAUAAUUCAAUUCA